Schistocerca gregaria is the source of this 2199-nucleotide messenger RNA. RefSeq lists its product as uncharacterized. The transcript is spliced from 4 exons. NCBI's taxonomy places the organism in Eukaryota, Metazoa, Arthropoda, Insecta, Orthoptera, Acrididae. The coding region runs from base 1 to 2199 and encodes 732 amino acids. The record is from RefSeq and is a predicted model, not a curated record.
AUGUCGUUGAGAGAGGUUGCUUUACCUGCGAAGGGUGUGGCGGAUCGCCGCCCGUCGGGGCCAGCUCGGGCGACUGAGCUGAUCCCGGUGGCGGCCCCAUCCGGCCCCCCACUUAUGACGAACCGGCUUACGACAACUGACCACGACAGGAAUGACUCUUCGGAUUCUGAUGUGCUCUCUAGUGAUCGAGUGUUCAUCCUUAUGAACAAACUCGCUCACGGGGGUUCCUACCCGGGUCGAAAGGACGACGAGGCGACUAUACUCGCCUUCUGUCACAUUCGGAAGGGUGCCACUCUGCCGUACACGAGGCAGCAAGUGUCGGGUGUGCCACCGAGAGCCCCGCCGGUUGAAUCGCGCGAGUCUGCGGUCCCGGCGGUGGCGGCCUCGGCGGGAGUUGCGCCGCUGGCCUCGAUCACUGAAGAGGUCGAUGUGCCCCCGGCUGCACCCCUGGUCCCCAAGACACGAGAAGAGCCCGUGACUACGCUAGCUGCGGCCGCCGAGAUGCAGGAUAUCGACCUGCCUGACGCAAAUUUGGCUGAGGCCAUUGCCGAGUCAGAGCGCCGUGACACUGACUCUGACGCUGCCCGUGCGCCCAGAAAGCGCCGGGCUAUGACGCAUGACGACUCCGACACUCCCUCUCAGACGUCCGACACAGCGAGGCCGCGGAAGAAGGCCUCGAGGGCUUCCCGCCCUUCCACCACGGAGUCUGGGACGACUAUCGCGGGCUCCUCCGCGAGCGCCGCCUCGCCGAGACCGACGAAGACGCGGCGGCCCACUCGUCCACCUGCCACCUCCCGGCAGCCGGAUGAGGAUGGUUUUGUCGCCCCUCCCAGGCGGCGCACUGCCAGGGCUGCUGCGCUGCAGCAACCGACGCCGCUGCCGACCGCCAACGCGUUCGCGGGGGCCAGUGUGGACGCGACUGAAGAUGGCGCCGCGCCUCCUGUGUCGGCCCAAAAGAAGCCCCCGCCCAUCGUCAUCCAAUGGGCGGGAGGGUACAAGGAGUUCCAGCAAAAACUAGACAGGGCGGCCACGUCCGCCACUGUCAAGACUGCUGGCCGUGACCUCUACAAGGUCACGGUGUCCUCCAACGAGGAGUACCGCGCGGUGAUGGACACCAUCUCCAGAGAUGGCCUCCCGGGCCGAAACCACCGGAGCGGAGGGGCUGCUCCCUCUCGUAAGGUGCACCCAUCCACCAGCUUUGCUGCCGCCACCAAGGGUGGACCAUCAACCGCCACCGCCCGACGUUCGGAACUGGCGGCGGGCGAGACGAGGCAACCGGCCGCGCCGUCCCCGGCUUCGCCCGGGGGGGAGGCCAACCCAACACCCACGCAGAGCGCGCGGGUUGCCGCCCCGCGCAGGCGUCGCCGGCGCGCGGGCCGGGCCACCCAUGCCGCUGCACGCCGGACUGCCGAUGACACACUGCCGCAACAGACGACAGCACCUCGUGCUACGCCGCAACCGGCUGCCGACGCUCCGCGGCAGUCGUCUACUACGGAGUUGCCGCAACCGGCCUCCCCAGUGGCGGAGGCCGCCCCAGCGGCCAACGCCGCCCCCUCGGCCACCGAUGCAGCCGAGCUCCGCGUCUGGCCCGCUAAGACCGCUACUUCUGGUUAUCAGGGUAGCGUUCUACUCUCCUACGUGGGCGUUGUGGCUGCUGUGGGAUGGCAAAGACUACAGGAACCUGUCGCCAGAUUAACAGCCGGAAUUCAGAAGACUAUUACUGGUUUAGCUAGAUUAGAUACGGGGACGCGACGUCGUCCGGUGCGGCGCAGCCUGGGAUCGACCCACGGUGCCUUCGUAUCGGUGUGGUGGCGGCGGGUGUCUGUGGAGGACAGACCCGCUGGUGGGAGACGGGACCUGGCCCGGUGUGCUGGCGGCAGACGGCAGUCGCCACAGCAGGCCAGGCAGACCGUUGGACUGCCGGCACUCCAGGCUCGCACAGUGCCCGGAAGCGCUCCUCCAGCAGCACAAUGCGGGCGCGCCGGCUUCCGCCGGCAGACGUACGGCGCUCGCAAAGUGCGGGAGCUGGCCGCGGCCCUCCCACCGGACAAAGGGCCCCUCCAGCCGUGCAGUCUGCAGCACGGCGGGCACUGGAACGUCUGUGCCACCUCCGAGAGCAUGAGCGCUGGCUGUUUACAAUCUCUAAUGGCUGAUUACUUGCCUUGGCUUAUUAACUUAUUUGUCCCAGCAUUACUUUAA